Molecule: messenger RNA, 653 nt
Organism: Biomphalaria glabrata
Lineage: Eukaryota; Metazoa; Mollusca; Gastropoda; Planorbidae
Product: DNA-directed RNA polymerase II subunit RPB9-like
Exons: 5
Coding region: 161-544 (127 amino acids)
Biological process (GO): maintenance of transcriptional fidelity during transcription elongation by RNA polymerase II; DNA-templated transcription; transcription initiation at RNA polymerase II promoter
Cellular component (GO): RNA polymerase II, core complex
Molecular function (GO): nucleic acid binding; zinc ion binding; DNA-directed RNA polymerase activity
Source: RefSeq, a predicted model, not a curated record
CUAAAAAGAAAAGAGCUACUACGAUAAAUGAUUGGUUUCAAUGCGAACUUAUGUUUAUCAAAAAAUCUUUAAAAAUUAGAUCUACAUCUAGAUCUAGAAUAUAAAUCUCGGAAUCAAGACUAGAUUCUAUAUCUAGCAAGCUAGAUUUAUCUUAUUUAUAAUGGACAUUUUCGAAACUCAUAAUGAAGGCCCAGGAUUUGUUGGUAUACGUUUUUGUAAGGAAUGCAACAACAUGUUAUAUCCAAAAGAGGACAAAGAAAACAGAAUUCUGCUGUAUGCAUGCAGGAAUUGUGAUUACCAACAAGAGGCUGACAACAGAUGUAUUUAUGUCAACAAAAUUAUGCAUGAAGUCGAUGAAUUAACUCAGAUAGUUGGGGAUGUUAUUGCUGAUCCAACUCUACCACGAACUGAAGACCAUCACUGUCCUAAAUGUGACCACAGAGAGGCAGUAUUUUUCCAGUCUCACAGCACAAAGGCAGAAGAGGGCAUGAGAUUGUAUUAUGUUUGUACCAAUGCACAGUGCAUGCACCGGUGGACAGAGUAAGCCUGGUUCCAGUCAGCUAAUGUAUACGAUCCUUUUUUUUUUUUUUUGGCUUGUACAAAUGUUACCAUAGACACUGUUCUUUUGUUAAACAAUAAAGCUAUAAACUUGC